Molecule: messenger RNA, 930 nt
Organism: Elgaria multicarinata webbii
Lineage: Eukaryota; Metazoa; Chordata; Lepidosauria; Squamata; Anguidae
Gene: FAM237A
Product: family with sequence similarity 237 member A
Exons: 3
Coding region: 1-930 (309 amino acids)
Source: RefSeq, a predicted model, not a curated record
AUGGAGCCUUCAGGUUCGGCGCUCGGAGGAGUCAAGGCAGAGGCAGCAGCGCCCGGGCGCGAUUGCGUUCCCCACCGCCUCCAAGAAGGUAAGAGGGGCCCCUCCGCCAGCGCGGGGAGGGGAGAGCACCAGCCCGCGGGCAGAGCUGCCCCGGACCCCACUGGCGCUGGCAGCAAACAGGCAGCUGCGGCGUGGCGUGGCGUGGCGCCGCCCUGGCGGGCGCCUGUGACUCUCCUUACGGCGGAGUCUGCGCGCCCUCCCGAAGUGCGCGAGGCCUCCGGGGGCCAGGCGGGAAAAGGCCCCACGGUCCAGCGCUCGAGGAAAGCUCGAAGCGACUCCAUAAACGCCCUACCUAGCGCACAAGAGAUCUGUUCCAGAGAGGCAGUGGAUUCUGGUAUCCCAAGAAAGAUUCAUUGCAACAUGAGAUUGACCCGCACUCUUUUGAUCAUGGGCUUAUUUUAUGUGUCGCCUUUCUUCUGCUACAGCCAGAUUGAUCCCCUGGCUGUAGCUGAUGCCCAGUGCUGGGAAUCCUCGUCCACCAUCUUGCUAGAGAUGAGGAAGCCACAUGUUUCUGACUCCAUCAGUGGCUUUUGGGACUUUAUGAUCUUCCUCAAGUCAUCAGAGAACUUGAAGCAUGGAGUUCUGUUCUGGGACCUUGCCCAACUCUUCUGGGAUAUCUACGUAGAUUGUGUACUUUCCAGAAACCACGGCCUAGGGAAAAGGCAGCUGGCUGAAGCCCCACAGCGGAUUGCAGCACUUCCAUCGUGGAUCUCAAGGAGUAAGCAAGGCAUCUUUUCACAAAUUCAGGUGGCUCCCGUACCGAAGAAGAAAGAAUUGAAUGGCGAUUUAAUAAGCGCCCACGUUUACAAGAGUGAAUCUGCUUUGCUCAGAAGAAUUGCUGGACACUUAAGAAUGAAGAAAGAAGUCUAG